Branchiostoma floridae (Florida lancelet) is the source of this 3302-nucleotide messenger RNA. RefSeq lists its product as uncharacterized. The record is from RefSeq and is a predicted model, not a curated record. The coding region runs from base 73 to 3093 and encodes 1006 amino acids. Lineage: Eukaryota; Metazoa; Chordata; Leptocardii; Amphioxiformes; Branchiostomatidae. The transcript has 17 exons.
UCACGUUGGCUCCACAACUCCGGUUUGAGCCAGUAUAGCGGUUGCAGCGGAUUGCAGCGGACUGUAGUCAAGAUGUUGCGCGUCGGAAAAGCUCUUUUCCUGGUGAUCAACAUAGCAGUUCUUGGGCUUUGUGCUGCUGACCCGACAUGGAAUGCAAUUGACGGCCGGUUGAAGUUCGUGUCGGUUGGAUCCAAGGGAGUCUGGGGAGUUAAUAGUAACGACGACAUCUAUUACCGCUCGGGAACCCAGGAGAACGGAGGGUCUUCAGGCAGCGGCUGGGAGCACAUCGCGGGUAAACUGAAGCAGAUCUCGUCAGGACACUCCGUCUGGGGCGUCAACGCCAACGAUGAUAUUUUCAUACGACAAGGAGUAACAGCCAGUAGCCCUACAGGAACCAGCUGGCUCAAUGUUGUAGGAAAGCUGAAGCAACUGGACGUCAGCUCCACAGCUAACCAGGUGUGGGGCGUCAACUCGAACGACAACAUCUACCGACGGACUGGCAUCAGUACUGAAGAACCCGCUGGUACAAAUUGGGAACAGAUCGAUGGCUUGCUGAAGCAUGUGUCGGUUGGUCCGGCUGGUGUUUGGGGUGUGAACGCGAAUGACGACAUCUUCUACCGUACGGGGACAUUCGGUAAUGAGGCGUCUGCAGGCAGUGGUUGGGAGCACAUUGCCGGGAAACUAAAGCAGAUUUCAUCAGGAGACAACAUCGUAUGGGGAGUCAACGUCAACGACGACAUCUUUAUCAGAGAAGGGAUAAGCUCGAGCACUCCGGCUGGAACUGGUUGGCGGCAGAUUCCAGGAAAACUCAAGCAGGUCGAGGCAAGUCCAGAAAGCCAGCAGGCGUGGGGUGUCAAUUCUGGAGACUUAAUUUACCACCGUACAAGCCCACCUACGACUGACCCAUCAGGUCGCCCAACAUGGAAUGCAAUUGACGGCCGGUUGAAGUUCGUGUCGGUUGGAUCCAAGGGAGUCUGGGGAGUUAAUAGUAACGACGACAUCUUCUACCGCACGGGAACCCAGGAGAACGGACAGUCUUCAGGCAGCGGCUGGGAGAACAUCGCCGGUAAACUGAAGCAGAUCUCUUCAGGACACUCCGUCUGGGGCGUCAACGCUAACGAUGAUAUUUUCAUACGACAAGGUGUAACAGCCAGUAGCCCUACAGGAACCAGCUGGCUCAAUGUUGAAGGAAAGCUGAAGCAACUGGACGUGAGCUCCACCGCUAACCAGGUGUGGGGCGUCAACUCGAACGACAACAUCUACCGAAGGACUGGCAUCAGUACUGAUAAUCCCGCUGGUACAAGUUGGGAACAGCUCGACGGCUUGCUGAAGUUUGUGUCGGUUGGUCCGGCUGGUGUUUGGGGUGUGAACGCGAAUGACGACAUCUUCUACCGUACGGGGACCUUCGGUAACGAGGCGUCUGCAGGCAGCGGUUGGGAGAACAUCGAGGGGAAACUGAAGCAGAUUUCAUCGGGAGACAACAUCGUCUGGGGAGUCAACGUUAACGACGACAUCUUUAUCAGAGAAGGAAUAAGCUCAAGUAACCCUACCGGAACUGGUUGGCGCAAGAUUCCUGGAAAACUAAAGCAAAUUGAGGCUAGUUCAAGUGGCCAGCAGGCGUGGGGUGUCAACUCAGGAGACUUAAUUUUCCAACGCAACCUCAAUGCCAGGCGGCUCCCUUCAGGUCUUCAGCUGACCACCAUCGAUGGCUACUCCGUCCGUGCGGGAGACUGUCCAGGUAACGACAUCUGGUCCAUCUAUGGAGACGGCAUCACGCUGCAGCACUGUGCAGACAGGUGUGCGAGUCAUCCCGACUGUGUCUCCUUCAUGUUCCACGACAACAAGCGGUGCUUCCCGAAGACUAAGACUUGCACAGAUACAACCAAGGACAACCCGAAGAACGUAUUUUAUGACAAAGAACUUGCUGCUCAACAAUUAUUGGAGGCGGAGGGAUACAAUGUUCGUGUUGGUGACUGCCCUGGGAACGACAUCUGGUCCAUCUAUGGGGACGGGAUCACUCUAGAAGACUGUGCCGAACGCUGCACGAGUCACCCCGACUGUGUCGCCUUCAUGUUCUUCGACAACAAGCGGUGCUUCCCCAAGACGAAAACUUGCAAGGACACCAGCAAGGACAACCCGAAGAACGUGUUCUACGACAAAAAGAUCGACCCUCCACCAGUCGCCAGUGGUUUCACAGCACGCCGAGGGGACUGCCCUGGGAACGACAUCUGGUCCAUCUAUGGGGACGGGAUCACUCUAGAAGACUGCGCUGAACGCUGUACGAGUCACCCCGAAUGUGUCGCCUUCAUGUUUCACGACAACAAGCGGUGCUUCCCGAAGACUAAAACGUGCAAAGACACGACCAAGGACAACCCGAAGAACGUGUUCUACGACAAAGAAAUCGAGCGUCCACCGCCAGUCAACGGUUUCUCGGUACGCCGAGGCGACUGCCCUGGGAACGAUAUCUGGUCCAUCUAUGGAGACGGGAUCACUCUACAGGACUGUGCGGACAGAUGUGCGAGUCACCCCGACUGUGUCUCCUUCAUGUUCUUCAACAACAAGCGGUGCUUCCCGAAGACUAAGACUUGCAAAGACACCAGCAAUGACAAUCCAAAGAACGUAUUUUAUGACAAAGACAUCGUGUUGAUGACGGCAUCUUCCCAGCGUGGGCCCGGUUUUUCUGCCACCAACUCUGAACUCGACCUGCAAGAAACGUCCACAACUGCCGGAGCCUGGUCAGCACAGAGACCCUGGCUCAUGUUCGACUUCGGACGGCCAAAGAAAGUGACCAGCGUGGUCACCCAAGGCCGGAGCUACAGUCCGGACUGGCCGGGGGAUAGCCACUCGGAGUGGGUGACGUCUUACAGCAUCUCAUUUGGGAACGAGAGCGGAGACGACGCGUGGUACUUUGGGAACGACGGAGAAAUUGUUGUCUUCGAAGGAAACACUGACCGGGAUUCCAAGGUGCGCCACGACCUCUCUGAAUUCAGCGGCCCCAUCACCGCGAGAUAUGUGAAGAUCCACCCGCGGACCUGGCAUGGCUGGGUGUCCAUGAGAGCCGAACUCGGCACAGAUCCAUAUUCGGACGUUUAAUCUGGCUACUUCACCAACCGGACAGACCAGGAUGUGUCAUCCACAUAAUCCGAUGUUAAUCGAAAAUGCUAGUAGUUUGAAUAUAUGCAUAUGAUAUCAUGAAGCAUAUUCUGUAGAUAUGUUUUCCGCUUUUGAGUUAACAUGUUACGAUCAUCUUUUUUUCACUUUAUUGUAUGCCAAAUAUGUGCGUAAUAAACUUGCAAAUGAUC